CCCUGGGCGUCCCCGCUGCGGGGCUCGGCCUGCGUGUGGGGUCCCCCGGCGCCCCCGAACUCCCUGCACGGGGCUCAGAUGCUCACCACGGCAGGACAACAGGACAGGGGCACAGGAGGCUUCCGGGGAGCUGUGCCCCCCAUUCACCCCAAACCCCCUCGCCCCCCCUGCUCCACCCUCAUCAUCGACGCCGCUAUAUGCGAGUGCCGCCGGGGCUGGGACGGACCGAGCCCAGCUGCGGGGCCGGCAGCCGCAGCCCUACUUAAGAGCCGGCCACAGCCCCUCACAUGAUGGGAUUGUGACUGUCUGGGCCCGGCGGCAGCAUGGAGUGGAGCCGAGCAUGGCUCUCCUGGACCCGCGGGGCGCCCGGCGGUGCGGAGAACGCCCGGCUGCUGCCACAGGCAUCGAAGCUAGUGGAGCUGCCCUGCUCCUCCUCCGAUGAUGAUGAUGAUGGUUUUCUGGCCAGGGACAUGGACUUUUCCACAGCUGAGCAGGACCCCAGGGCAUGGAGCCCUGUGCCCCCCAAGCCAGGGACCUUCAGCCAGUGUGUGCGGUACUUGGCCUUCUUCUGGAACCUCCUCUUCCUCCUGCUGGGCUUGCUAGCCCUGGCUGUGGGGGUGUGGGGGCUGCUGGCCAAAGGCUCGCUGCAGGGGGAGCGCCUGGCCCCGCUGGGCUCCGACCCCAUGCUGCUCUUCGUGCUGGUGGGGCUGGGGGCCAGCACCGUCUCCCUGGCUGGCUGCCUGGGCACCCUCCGCUCCAGCCCUUGCCUGCUGCGCUUCUUCGUGGGGGCUGUGCUCGCCUUCGCGGGGAUGGAGGUGCUGGGGGGGCUGCUGCUGCUGGCAGUGCGGCACCGGCUGCGGGACGCCCUGCAGGACGUCCUGCUCCUCUGCCUCCUGCGCUACCACGACGAGCCAGACCUACGCUUCCUGGUGGAUGAGGUGCAACAGAGCCUGCAGUGCUGUGGUCUCGGCUCUUACCGUGACUGGGAGGUCAACCUGUACUUCAACUGCAGUGCCCCGGGAGUGCAGGCGUGCAGCGUCCCAGCCUCCUGCUGCCUGGAUCCCUGGCAGAAUGGCACCCUUGUCAAUACCCAGUGUGGCUUUGGAGCCCUGCACCUGGGUGAUAUGGCAGCCAGCACUGUUGUACACCUGGGUGGCUGCGUGGCACGGCUCAGUGCCUGGCUCCACAGUCAGGCAGGUGGCAUUGCAACUGCUGCGGCCAUACUGGUGCUGGUUGAGGCUGCCAGUGUGCUCAUGGCACUGAAGGUGCUUGGAGACAUCGUGCCCAUCAGGGUGCAGGAGUGAGGCUGUCGGCAGGGUGGUAGCACAGUGGAGUUGGAGACAAGAGAGGGGUUGAUUCAGCCCCAAGUAAACCUCCUCAGAAGCCUGAA
Pogoniulus pusillus (Red-fronted tinkerbird) is the source of this 1390-nucleotide messenger RNA. It is a transcript of the gene TSPAN10, whose product is annotated as tetraspanin 10. The coding region runs from base 324 to 1304 and encodes 326 amino acids. The transcript is spliced from 3 exons. Gene Ontology annotation, cellular component: plasma membrane. Lineage: Eukaryota; Metazoa; Chordata; Aves; Piciformes; Lybiidae. The record is from RefSeq and is a predicted model, not a curated record.